AUGAGUGGAAAGGCCUCCGUCUCCAAGGAACUCAAUGCCAAGCACACAAAGAUAUUAGAGGGACUUGUUAAGCUACCGGACAACAGGGAAUGUGCAGACUGCUGGACAAAGGCACCAAGAUGGGCAAGUGUGAAUUUAGGAAUAUUCAUAUGCAUGCAAUGUUCAGGAAUUCACCGGAGUCUUGGAGUACAUAUAUCACAGGUGCGCUCCACUACAUUGGAUACCUGGUUGCCUGAUCAUGUUUCUUUUAUGCAAUCAAUGGGUAAUGUGAGAUCAAAUAAGCACUGGGAGGCAGAAUUACCACCGAAUUUUGACAGAAAUGCAUAUGGAAUUGAGAGAUUCAUUCGUUCUAAGUACGUGGAGAAAAGAUGGGCUUCAAAAGGAGGACUACAACCAGCUUCAAAGUCAGCUGAAAUAAUCUUUAAGACGAAAGAGUCACCACCUGUUGGGGCCAAUAUUGCUACUCAGAAGAAUAGGAGAUUGUCACUUGAGGAAAGCAUUCUUGUGAAACAUAUGACACAUGUUCCGCCUACAAGAACAAGAUCUCACGAGAUAUAUUCAGAAAGAGGAAUGAAAGAAUGGACAAGGGGGAAGGUGUUUGAAGGAGUGUGGUCACAGACAUAUCUAGUGGCAGGUCAUAAUUUGCAUUUGUAUUCUCUUUAUGCACGACUAAAAAUUUCUUUUUCCUUCCAAGAAUUUCUAAAUCAAAAAAAGGCCAAUAAAACUUCAUCUCUUGCAAUUCAGGGGUCCUUUGAUUCGCAAAAUAAGCAUUCACCACCAACAAUAAGGAGGCCAUCCGCAUCAUUGGAUUUUGGCAGCUCCAAGAAGAACAAUGGUACCGUUGAUCAUUUUGGCUUGUUUUCCGUCCAUGCUACUAAACAGGAUUCAUCAAGUACACCGACUAGCUGGAUAACUUUUGACUGUAAGAGCACAAUACUUGACAAGGUUUAUGAGGUCUGCAUUGAUCUGGCUUCCACUUCUUCUGUGGCCAUCUCCUCUCACUCCGAAUCUCACCUCGAUCGGUAUAUACCUCGCGUUUUCUCGUUCACUCAUGUGAAAAUUAACUCACAAAAAAUGGAAAAACUCAGGCCAGCGUGGGCUGUCAAGGCGAUCAUCGUCAUCAUUUUCACUUCGAUUCUUUUCCGAUGCGUUUGCGGGGAGAAUCAUACGGUUGGUGGAGCUUCCGGCUGGGAUCUCCGUUCCAAUAUUCAGGCCUGGUCUUCUACAACAACGUUUAAUAUCGGAGACGAUCUCGUGUUCUCAUACACGCCGGUUCACGACGUGGUGGAGGUAAACCAACAAGGUUACGAAACGUGUGCGAUAGCCAACGCUCUUGCCACGUACGACAGCGGAGACACCUUGAUUCACUUAAGCGGAGCGGGAACGCGCUACUUCGUGUGUGGCCGAAUGGGCCACUGUCAACAGGGCCUUAAACUCCAGGUCCAAGUUCUAGCCCAGUCCAACAACGGAACCAACGACGAUCAAAACCAAGGCCCCACCGCUUCUCCUCCUCCUCCUCCUCCUCCUCCUCAGCCGGCUUCUCCGCCGCCUCAAGAUGACGCGCACUCACCUGCGGAGGAGCUCUCGCCCUACGAGCUUUCACAUGCAGAGGAGCGCUAUGGGGUGGUGCCGUUAAUUACGCUCGUAAUCGUGCUCGCCUUCGCCCGCGCUCCUUUCUUCUUCGCUUUUCCUCGCCUCCGUUUUCAUCUCAUGCGUUGA
Messenger RNA from Sphenostylis stenocarpa, 1719 nucleotides. The record is from the annotation of a GenBank genome assembly. Lineage: Eukaryota; Viridiplantae; Streptophyta; Magnoliopsida; Fabales; Fabaceae.